Ctenocephalides felis (cat flea) is the source of this 956-nucleotide messenger RNA. RefSeq lists its product as uncharacterized. The coding region runs from base 9 to 758 and encodes 249 amino acids. The record is from RefSeq and is a predicted model, not a curated record. Gene Ontology annotation, molecular function: RNA binding. Lineage: Eukaryota; Metazoa; Arthropoda; Insecta; Siphonaptera; Pulicidae. The transcript has 7 exons. Gene Ontology annotation, cellular component: nucleus.
AUGUUAAUAUGGUUGCUGAACCAAAACCACACCAAACUGGACGUAAACGCCAAAAUAAUACAAAAACUGGAAAUGAUUGGGAUUACUACUACGAUAGCUACUACGCCUCUACGGCGUUUGCAAACCCGGUGCGCUUGUCACCGCAAGUGAAGCGCCCGCGCCUGAUGUCAGGUGGACACCAGAGUCGCACUGCGAUUCCAACAAAACAACAACAGCAAGCAUGGGCCCCCAUCGCACAGCACAGAUGCCAGAGCCCUCCGAGACCAUCUUCUUUAGCACACCAAUUUAAAAUAUAUAGUAAUCCUGAUAUAUUAAUCUGUGGAAACUGCCGUGAGAUGUUCACUGAACUCCUUGAUCUCUUACAACACAAAAAGUCGUAUUGCAAGUUACGUUUUACAUGUAAAUGCAGACCACAGGGAGAUGAAUAUAAUAGUGGUGCAGACCUUUUGUGUGUCAUUUGCAAAGACCACUUCAGCAGCGCUUGGGAACUAAUGGUCCACGUGCAGGCUGCACAUCUUGUUAACAUCUACGAACUUGCUGCUCCUGAUACUGCGCCGCCUUCUGAAUGUGCAGAGGAACCCCAGAACAGUCCCUGCGAACGAGUUUCGCCCACCCAAGAAAUCUACAUUAAUGGCUCUGGUUCUUCUCCAAAGUCCGAAAGCCAGCAAAUCAGAGAAACUUCACCUGAAGUAAAGGAGACUAUCAUGUUGCAGCAAAAUGGUUCACUAACAAAUGGAAAACUUAGUCCCGUGGAUUGAUCACUUCCAGUACCUGAUGCCCAGAAAAAGUCGGCCUCACCUUAAAUAUACCAAAGAUUUAAUAUUAAUUAAAUAGAUCGAUAUGUAUCAAUGAUAUUUAUAUUUUUUUGGCAUUAUGGUCCUUAAGGGGUAAGUCACAUUUUUUUGUUUUCUUUUUUAUGACCUUACGGAAUAUAUUUUGCAAAUAGAUAAAUACGG